This is a messenger RNA of Eubalaena glacialis (North Atlantic right whale), 871 nucleotides long. RefSeq names its product three prime repair exonuclease 2 (gene TREX2). Gene Ontology annotation, biological process: DNA catabolic process. NCBI's taxonomy places the organism in Eukaryota, Metazoa, Chordata, Mammalia, Artiodactyla, Balaenidae. The record is from RefSeq and is a predicted model, not a curated record. Gene Ontology annotation, cellular component: cytoplasm. Gene Ontology annotation, molecular function: 3'-5'-DNA exonuclease activity; nucleic acid binding.
AGGUGCCCAACAGCCCAGGAAGCCGAGCAGUGCCCGCUCCCGGUUUUGUGCCUCUUGUUUGGGCAGCUGUAGGCUUCACUGUCCCUGUGAAAACAUCACCAUGUCCAAGGGACCCCGGGCUGAGACCUUCGUCUUCUUGGACCUGGAAGCCACCGGGCUCCCCAGUGUGGACCCCAAGAUCGCCGAGAUCUCCCUGUUUCCCGUCCACCGCUCCUCACUGGAGAACCCCGAGCGCGAUGAGUCUGACGCCCCGGUGCUGCCCCAGGUCCCGGACAAGCUCACGCUCUGCACGAGCCCGGAGUGCCCCUUCACUGCCAAGGCCAGCGAGAUCACCGGCCUGAGCAGCGAGGACCUGGCCAGGUGCCAGAAGGCCGGCUUUGAUGGCGCUGUGGUGCGGACGCCGCAGGCCUUCCUGAGCUGCCAGGAGGGCCCCUUGUGCCUCAUGGCCCACAACGGCUUCGAUUAUGACUUCCCCCUGCCGUGCACGGACUGCCUGGAUACGCUGCCGGCGCCGCGGGGCCUGGACCGUGCCCACAGCCAUGGCACCCGGGCCCAGGGUGGCAAGGGUUACAGCCUGGGCAGCCUCUUCUGCUGCUACUUCCAGGCGGAGCAGGGCCACGUGCACACCCGGCUCAUGGUCUUCCUGCACCGCGCCGCCGAGCUGCUCGCCUGGGCUGACGAGCAUGCCCUUAGCUGGGCCCGUGUCGAGCCCAUGUACGUGCCACCCGACGGCCCGAGUCUCAAGGCCUGAGCCAGGGGCUCGGUAACGCUGCUGCCCAGGGUGACAAGGCCCACUCCCUGCAGCAGGGCAGUGCCAGCCUCCACCAUUCAGCCGGGCCAUGCGGCCUGGAGCCGGACCCGGGCCAGUGCC